This is a messenger RNA of Hypoxylon trugodes, 1943 nucleotides long. RefSeq names its product heme-dependent catalase. The transcript is spliced from 7 exons. Bases 122 to 1915 code for a protein of 597 amino acids. Gene Ontology annotation, molecular function: catalase activity; heme binding. Lineage: Eukaryota; Fungi; Ascomycota; Sordariomycetes; Xylariales; Hypoxylaceae. Gene Ontology annotation, biological process: hydrogen peroxide catabolic process; response to hydrogen peroxide. Gene Ontology annotation, cellular component: mitochondrion; peroxisome; cytoplasm. The record is from RefSeq and is a predicted model, not a curated record.
CAACUCUCAAGCUUAAGAUGCCGUAUAUUUAUAUCGUAAAUAUUCCGUUCCACAAAGCGAAUUCAACCGAGUUUUGAUCUGUGGUAUUUUUGGAUUUAUUUACAUAUACGUAUUAUUCAACAUGGCUUCAAGUGCGCUUGACGGUGCGGCGAAUAGCAACCAAUGGAGCAUCACUCAGCAUCCACUGGAAGCUAUCAAGACCGGCAUCCAAAGUUCUACGACUGGAGAGUCUCGCGGCAACCGGGUGACUCAUAUGAUGAGUGCCAACGAAGGGUCCGCGGAUGUUGCUGCUAAAGUGUCGGGUGCUGUGUCGGAUGGAAUUCGAGAGGAUGAUGCACCGUAUUUCACCAAUAAUGAGGGUAUUCCUUGGCCAGAUGCCUGUCACAGUAAGACCAUCGGCGGUAUUCCGGUAGCCAGUGAUGUAUUUUUGUUCCAGAAGCAGCAGACAUUCAACCGUUCGAAGAAUUUGGAGCGGAUGGUGCAUCCUUGUGGAAGUGGCGCGUUCGGAUAUUUUGAGUGCACAAAGAACGUGUCAAGCCUAACUAAAGCCAACUUCCUCCAGAAGGUCGGGGAAAAGACACCCAUCUUCAUUCGCUUCUCGACUGUCACCUUAGGCAGGGAGUAUCCCGAUGAAGCCCGGAACCCUCGUGGCUUUGCCAUCAAGUUCUAUACUAAGGAAGGAAACUACGAUAUCGUGGGGCUCAAUUGGCCCAUUUUCUUCUGUCGCGACCCGAUUCAAGGGCCGGAUGUGAUCCGCUCGCAGUGGCGCGACCCCAAGAACUUCCUCCUAGAUCAGGAUGCACUCUUCGAUCUCCUAGCCAACACGCCCGAAUCCAAUCAUGCGGGCCUCAUGUUUUUCAGUGACCAUGGGACUCCAGUCGGCUGGCGUUUCAACCACGGCUACGGUUGCCAUACUUUCAAGUGGGUGAAUCAGCAGGGCCAAUUUGUGUACGUCAAGUAUCAUUUCAUCGCGAAGCACGGCCAGAAGCAAUUCACAUACAACGAGGCUAUGAUGAAGAUGGGCGAAGACCCAGACUAUUCCAAACGUGACCUCUGGGAGACCAUUGAGCACGGUGAGCAAGUCGAGUGGACCGCUAAGAUCCAAGUCAUGAAGCCGGAGGACGCCAAUCCCGAGAAACUAGGCUUCGAUCCGUUUGAUGUGACCAAAGUAUGGCCACGGGACAAAUUCCCUAUGGAGGAAUUCGGACGGCUAGUCCUGAACAAGAACCCGGAGGACUUCCAUCGGGAUGUGGAGCAGGCGGCUUUUUCGCCUGGCAGCAUGGUUCCUGGAAUCGGCGACUCGCCCGAUCCGCUGUUGCAGUUCCGCAUGUUUUUCUACCGCGAUGCGCAGUACCACCGCAUUGGAGUCAACCUGCACCAGGUUCCUGUUAAUUGCCCGUUCAUGGCGCAGUCUUUCUCGUCGCUUAAUUUUGAUGGGCAGAUGCGUGUUGAUGCCAAUCAUGGUGGUAACAAACCUUACGUGCCAAAUAGCUUCACGCAUAAGUUCCGUCCUGAUGCAGCGGAACCUGCAUACGAAGUUUCGGAUAACAUUUGUAGCCGAAAGAGUCACUAUUGGCACGAAGGCAAGAAGAACGACUAUGCGCAGGCGACUGAGCUUUGGCGCCGUGUAAUGACCGAGGAGCAGCGGAAACACACCUGCUUCAAUACGGCCCAGAAUUUGAAACUUGUGAAGUUCCCGCUAAUUCAGAAGAAGUAUUUGGCCCAGAUUUACAACAUCGCACCCGAAUGGGCACAGGGGGUUUAUGAUAUGCUACCCAAGAAGGAAUUUAACUUCAAGGAGGUGCAGAAGUUGUCGCAGACUGCUCAGGAAUGGUAUAAGGAGAAGAAAUUCCAGCCUGGUCCAGGAGAACGACUUGUAGGUUACGCACCUUCUAAGCCUGUAUAUAAUGUUUAAGGGGUACAAACGUUCAGCACAUUUAUGU